Spodoptera litura is the source of this 3461-nucleotide messenger RNA. RefSeq lists its product as uncharacterized. Gene Ontology annotation, cellular component: nucleus. The record is from RefSeq and is a predicted model, not a curated record. Gene Ontology annotation, molecular function: RNA polymerase II cis-regulatory region sequence-specific DNA binding; zinc ion binding; DNA-binding transcription factor activity, RNA polymerase II-specific. Gene Ontology annotation, biological process: regulation of DNA-templated transcription. Lineage: Eukaryota; Metazoa; Arthropoda; Insecta; Lepidoptera; Noctuidae.
CAGUCUCGUUUAGUACGACUCUGAGAACGAUAACAAAUAGUAAACAACAAGGUAAACAAUAAGAAAUUGGGAACCAUGGAAGGAUUUUGCAGAGGCUGCCUUAUAAAAUACAAUGAUCCAAUGGAGUUACUACAGUAUACAGAGAAAUAUAGAAGACUGUUUGUGUACUCCACUGGGUUACAGGUGAAAAGAAAUGACACAUUCACAUUCCAACUAUGUAAGGAUUGUUUCCUGAAUAUGAAGCAAGCUUGCAAGUUUAAGAAACAAUGUAGAACUUCAGACAAACAAUUUAAGAACUACAAAGUGCUGAAAGAUGUAGGAGACCCCAUAGAUUUCUGUACAUUCCUUAAAAACUGUGAUGAUGCUUUGACAUUCCGGCUGCCUUUAACAAGUGGCAAUAGUACUCCAGCUACACAAAAAAGAGACGAUGACAAUGAAUCAACAUGCACAAGUAUACGAAACUUCAUGACGGACAUCCUACAAGGAGAAGAGAUGCCCGACACGGAGGCUCGGAUUAUCAGAGAGGUCAUUGAAGAAGAGGCUGAUGUGCUGGAAGACUCACUGGAUUCCCACUGGCUCCAGGAUGAUGUGUCUAUUGAUACAGACUUCAGAUUGGAUUUUAGUUUCAGCCCAUUUUCAACACCUCGGUCUGUAAAUAACGAUCAUUGCUACACACCUAAAAAGUAUGUUGAGCAAAAAGAAGAACAAAUCAGCUUUGAAACUGUAAAUACGGAGAAGCAAACUAAAAUACUCAACGACUUUACAAAAGCUUUCCAAAAUGACCAAAAUAUUAAUGACCCUGACAGUUUUGAAAACAAAAUUAUGGAGAAAUCAGAAAGUUUUAAAAGCAUAAAAGAGUUUUAUCCUUUUGCGACUAAGGAACCCAUAGUUAAUGUUGAUCCUGUAAAAUCAGCAAAUGAACAAUUUAAAAGCAGUAAAGCCAUUAAAGAGAUCACCAGUUUUGGAACUAAAGAAAUGUCCACUAAAGAGAUUGAACUAAAAAGAACGUUUGCAAACAAACAUCUGAAAGAACUAUGCGAUUUUAGCUUAGAUAGUAUAGAAAAGCCGGACAGCAAUAAAAACGAUAGUUUAAAAGAAUUAUGUGACAUGACUUUAAAUGAAUUUGGUCAAGUCAAAUUAGAAAAUGAUGCAAAGAAUGAUGAAAAACUGAUAAGUGAUUUUAGUAUAGAUGAAAUUGAUGGUCUUGAUAAAUCAGUGAGCAAUUUAGAUCUACCAUCAUUAGAUUACUCAGAUAAAGAUAGAACGAGUAGCAUGAAUUUUUAUACAGAAAAUAUAGGCUCAUUGAAAUCAAAUAACGAAAUGAGUAAUAGCAGUAUUAACAUUGAAGCCUUAUUGAAGGACAAACCGUGUACGAUAGAUAAGAACUUAGAAGAAGCGCUAAAGAAUCCUGACAAUAAAGAAUUUUCUCUGGAUGAGCUACUUGUUUCUCCACCAGUAUUCCAAAAAACAUCAGCAGCAUCAACACCAACAAUUAAUAAUAUACUUUUUAAUGUGAAACUCGAACUACCUGAAGCUGAUGUGAACACCAAUAAGACAGUAGGACAAUGUAUAGAACCAUAUGACAAUGUUCAAGGUGAUAUUGAAAUAUUUGAAGAAUUCUUCCAAAACGACACUAAAGAAUUUGACAUUGAUGAUAUUAAAAGAGCUAAUGUGGAUGAUAAAGAACAAUGGAAAAGAGACUCACAGUUGAUUAAUAUUAAAGUCGAAAAUGAAGAUUCAAAUGAUAUGGACAUUGUUGAAACUACAACACAUAAAGAAAAUAAACAAAUUGAGAAUAAUGAAGAAAUAAUUCAACCAACUGUUGAAGAAAGUGUAGAAGAUAAGAAAUCAAUAAAUAUAGACUUAAAGUUAAUUCGUAUUCAAUUCGAGAAUGAAGAUACUACUGACAUGGACUUUGAAAUGGCAAUAAGUAAAGAAAAUAAACCAAUUGAGAAUAAGAAAACGAUAAAUGAUAAAGAAAAAAAUCCACGAGCUCUUGAAGAUGGUGCAGAAAAGGAGAAAUCGCACUGUGAAUCGUGCAACAAGCAAUUUAAAAAUGCUAAAGCUCUAAGUAUUCAUAUGGCCAAAAUACAUGGGCAAGUGAAAAGGAAAGCAUCAAAUAAUAAAAAUCCUGUAUUAUGUAGUGAAUGUGGAUUAGAGAUGCAGGACAAGUCAAAUUUUAAAAGGCAUUUGAAAGUUUGUUCGAAACCUAAGAUAGAAUUUAAUUGUGCAAUUUGCGGAGAAUCGUUUUCUUCACGAAGUAGACUAAAGAAGCAUAUGAGUGUCCAUUCGAUAUAUACAAGUAGGAAAUCUCAAAAACAAUAUAUUUGUUCAGUUUGCAAUGUAAUGAUGCAUAAACGCAACAACUUUAUUCUGCAUAUAAGAAGGCAUGAAAAGAAUUAUUCCACAAAAUGCAAAGAGUGCGGCAAAGGUUUCUACAGACAUUCAGAUUUGAAGGUUCACAUGAGACAACACACAGGUGAAACACCAUUUAAGUGUACUUACUGUGAUUAUUCAUUUACCCGGCAAGAUGUGUUGAGCAGGCACAUGAAAAUUCAUUUAGGUAUUAUGAAAUACGAAUGCGACACCUGUGGUCAGAAAUUCAAAAGGAAGUAUGAUGUAUACCUACAUAUUAUAAAGGAAAAACAAUGCACACUGAAACCAAACGGAAAAAUUAAAAGAAUAGUAGAGAAGAAAUUGGUAAAAGAGGCAGCCAAAGAAGUGGUAAAAUUAGAUAAUAAAAUUACUGUAUUAUAUGCUGUGGGAGCUAACGAAACUAUAAAAAAGGAGUUACCAUUUUUGGAAACUGAAUUGAGUAAUUAAAGAGAUAUCAAGAAAAUAUAUUUUAAUUUUAAAAUGUUCUUAUAUUGUUUCAUUUUGUUCUUCAGAUUUUUAACAAAUAACAUGUACUGGCUAACAGAUAUAAGAUUAUCUACAAAUCAGCAGAUUUUGAGUAACACAUCUAUUAUCUGUACUAGACAUAUCUUACGACAUAAAAAUCUUGGUAUGUGAAGAAAAGACAUUAGCAAUAAAACACAAAAUCUUCAACAACACUUGAUUAUAUUCAAGUAGGACUGUGCUACAAUAAAAAAAAAAGAAUACAAAAUACCUGAUUCAUUCUAAAACAUGACCGGUAUACAGUAUGUGAUCAUUUGUAUGAGGAUUUAAAAUUAAAUGCAACUUUAAGCCAAUUGUUAAAUUAAGAACAACUCAACUCUUAAAGCUAGGAUACCCUACUUUAGUCCUAUACUUACACAUUUUGUAAGUAGCUAUAACUAGUAUCAUAUAAAAAUGUAUAACUAGAACAACAUACAUAGUUACUUUAGAACAUUCAUACAGGUUUGGACCCACUAGCACGAAAGAACUAAAUAAAUAAUUAUUGUUUUGAUAAUAAGUUAGCUGUCAUUCAGUGCAAAUGGGUUCAAGUAUUAAAUAUACUUUUGUUCAGAUUUAACCAGUAA